GGAAUUGCGUUAGAUCAGUGCCCCUUUAAAGAAGUUUGUGACGUUUCUAAUUGUGGCAGCGCUUCGUCUAAAAAUAGCGACCAAUGAAAAAUUACAUAACACAGUGUAUGUUUAAUAUUUCGAACACAGCCAUCGUCUCUUUGGUCUGUCCGGCUUUCAUAUGGCGAUAUUUUAGAGACGGGGCCCAGCUUUCCUGUUUACUAGUUUAAGUAGACAGGAUCCCAGUCAACAGCGGUACAUAUGAAGAGACGGAGCCCAGCUAACAUACUGGAUUCUUUCCGGAGCAGGUCCGGCUUCAGUGUUUCUUCACACAGAAUAUGAAGACGAUAAGGAAAGUCACAGUUGUUGGUGUGGAGAAGAGGCGACAUCCAAGGAAACACUAUGUGUAUGUCAUCCAUGUUACUUGGUCAGAGGGUGGUCAGCAUGUUAUCUACAGGAGAUACAGUCGUUUCUUUGAUCUACAGGGCACAGUAUUGAACAAGUUUCCUAUUGAGGCUGGUGUGAUGGAGCCAUCUCAAAGAAUAAUACCAAUCUUGCCAGGAAAGAUCUUGUUUGGACGCAGUCACAUCCGAGAGGUGGCCUUAAAGCGGUUAAAACCUAUUGAUGAAUAUUGCCAGCUGCUUUUAGACCUCCCAGAACAAAUAUCUCAGUGUGAGGAAGUCUUAUCUUUUUUUGAGGUUGAAGAUGAAGACCUGGAGGCUCCAAAAGUUGAAGAGUAUGACCGAAAUAUGUUGUCAAAGCUCAACAAGAUCUCUAAACCAAAACAACUCAAGCAGUAUGUAGCUGUCUCAAAUUAUACAAAACAAGAGAUAGGAGAAAUUGAUCUUCAAGCUGGGAUGGUGUUGGAAGUUAUGGAACAGAGUGAGAGUGGAUGGUGGUUUGUCAGUACUGAAGAUCAGCAAGGAUGGGUACCAAGCACAUUCCUGCAAUCAAAUGAGGGAUUCAGAGAAGAUUCAACAACAAGAGCUAAACCUGGGGAAGAAUGGAAGUAUAUCUGUAUCGAACCAUUCCAAUCUGGCAGAGAAGAUGAACUGUGUUUAGACAGAGGCUCUGUUGUUGAAGUUGUGGAGAAAAACCUAGUAGGCUGGUGGCUUGUUAGACAUCAAAGUGAGGAGGGAUGGGUCCCAGCUGCUUACCUCUGUAAAAUAAACAACAAUGAUCCAAUUGGUGAAGUGGAGAUAAUAGGCAAAUUGUCAAAUAUCAGCAAACUCAUACAAACUGAAGAUGGAAUAUCUUUGAAUGAUGGACACACAGCUGAGGUGAUAUCAGGGGGUCCAAAACAGGGGAUCUACAGUGAAGUUAAAAAGACCAGAUCUCUAAAAACAGGUGGGAGUCUCAGACCACCACCACCACGCCCAAACUCUGUUGAGACCAAGACUGUCAUAGUUUGUGAUGUCAACAUCCAAGAACAACCAGAUAGUUACAUAACUGUGGCUGAUUUUCAAGACAGUGUUGGAGAUGGUAUCAGCUUCAGUGCAGGCAGGAUUGUUACUGUUCAUGAGAAAGCAGCAGGUGGUUGGUGGUAUGUUGAGAUAGAUGGUCAUGAAGGCUGGGCACCAUCUUCUUACAUAAAAAAGUCUUCCAUAAAGAUUGGUUCAGACUGUGAUGAUAUGUCUAGCUCUGAUGACCAUUUUGAACAAUCUUCAGCAAACGUAUCUGAAUUUGUGAAAAAGGAAUAUGACCAUUUUCAACAUCACUUACAUUUUGGUAUGAAAGGGGCACUACCAUCUCCGAUAAGGCAAGCAUGUUCAAAACCUCCAAUGUUGCCUAAACAGAAAUCAAAGUCGAUUAACCUUAUGUGCCAGGACCAUGCCAACAAUGAACAAACUAGUUUAAACAAAGUGCAAAAGACACAGUUUGAAUCCUGUGUAACUCAUUCUGAUGAAAGCAUACCUCAAGAGCAACCGGAGGAACGAGUUAUAAAGAUGUUUUCACCAGUGCCACCAAACAUGGGAGGGAAUUUGAAAACACUGAAGCCUGUAAUAGCCAAACUUCACCCUCAGUUGCCAAUCAAUUCAACAAUAUUUGAAGGAGGAGAGAAAGAUGAUAUUACCAGCAAACAAACUCAUGUUUCAUCUACUGCAACUGGAUUGAAGUACACAUUGGAUGGCCACUGUUUUGUCACUGGUGGAAUUAAGAAGCCAAACAAAGAAUCAGUUCAUAAACAAUCUGCAGCAUCAAAGUUUGGAAAGAAACCAUCAGCCACUGGAGCCCUAAAACCUCAAGUAAGACCAAAGCCUAAAGAUUUUGCUCAUCUGUCAGUUCACAGCCGGGUACUGCAAUCAGCAGGAGUUGUGAGGUCAUAUGAAAGCAGAACUAAAGAAGUGAAAGAGAUAAGACAACCUGAUUUGAGAGGUGUACACAACAGUUACAAGGUCAGUAGCCUUAUCAAUGCACUUGAUGGCCAGCUGGUGUUGGGAGGGGCAUCUGAUAUUCCAAGACAAGGGAUUCCAACUGAGAACAAAGCAUCAAACGUCAAAGAUGGCAGUGGUUCAGCAUCCUAUCCCUUACCUACAGCAUUAGAUCAUAUUGAUCCCAGUGCUCUCUCAAAAUCUACCAAAACUGUCUUCAAGACAGUUAGUAUAUUUACAGCUGAGAAUGAAGGAGAAAUUGGUUUUGAUGAAGAUGAAGUUGUGGAUGUUGUUGAAAAAAGUGAUGAGGGAUGGUGGCUGAUAAGAAUUUCUGGACGUGGUGAGGGUUGGGCUCCAGCUGAGUUUAUUAAAGAACAUCAGGUGUCAACUCCAAGGCUCAGACCAACACUUCCACCUAGACACAAGGCUGUACUGCAAUCAAAGCCAUGUUGAGAAUAUGUUACAUUUCCAAAUAACUUGUUUGUUUGUUGUUUAACACUUCACUCAGUAUAUUCCAGCUAUAUGACGGUGGUCUGUAAAUAAUCUAGGCUGGACCAGCCAACUCAGUGAUUGACAUCAUGAGCAUUAAUCCACGC
Messenger RNA from Haliotis rufescens (red abalone), 2947 nucleotides. Its product is annotated as SH3 and PX domain-containing protein 2A-like. Bases 318 to 2804 code for a protein of 828 amino acids. NCBI's taxonomy places the organism in Eukaryota, Metazoa, Mollusca, Gastropoda, Lepetellida, Haliotidae. The record is from RefSeq and is a predicted model, not a curated record. Gene Ontology annotation, biological process: superoxide anion generation. Gene Ontology annotation, molecular function: phosphatidylinositol binding; superoxide-generating NADPH oxidase activator activity; protein binding. The transcript is spliced from 13 exons.